GGAAACAAGAGCAAUAUGGGGUGCGGUUUCGGAGCAAAUGCGCACUAACCAAUGUAAAACUGUGUAAAGGUAAAGCCGACCGUAUUACCCUCGGCUGUAUUCAUUUACUCUCGUCUCUCGCUUCAAAAGUAAAAAUUUUUUACUUGUCAGUCGUAAAAUCGCUGAAAAAACGCCCAAUCAAGCGAUUUUUUUGUAUGUUUACAUUGUGGUAUUGUAACGUUGGUUGGGAAUUUAUCAGGAGCAGAAUGGACUCUGUUGACGGUGAAACCUUGGAUAAAUUGGAAGAUGGUUUCAAGCUUCUGCGUAAUUCUGACAGUAAAUCGUUGCUUAAGAAAUACCUAACUCAAGACGUAUUUGAAAAUCUGAAAAAUAAAAAGACAUCGUACGGUUCUACGUUGCUUGACUGUAUACAAUCUGGUUUAAAAAAUCUAGAUUCCGGAGUCGGAAUAUAUGCACCGGAUUCAGAAUCGUACAGAGUUUUCGCAGAGUUAUUCGAUCCGAUUAUCGAAGACUACCAUAAAGGUUUUGGAAAAAAUGACGUUCAUCCGGCACCAUAUUUCGGAGAUCCAAAUGAUUUCGGUACACUUGACAUUGAAGGAAAACUCGUUAUUUCAACAAGAAUUCGAGUGGGUAGAUCAAUGAAAGGAUACCCCUUCAAUCCUUGUUUGACCGAGCAACAGUACAAAGAAAUGGAACAAAUUGCAACGAAAGCUUUGUCCAAUUUACCAGGAGACUUAGCAGGCCAGUUUUACCCUUUGACUGGCAUGUCAAAAGAUGUUCAACAACGAUUGAUUGAUGAUCACUUCUUAUUUAAAGAAGGCGAUAGGUUUUUAGAAGCAGCGAAUGCUAACAGGUUUUGGCCAACAGGUCGAGGUAUAUUCCAUAACGAACAGAAAAGUUUCCUCGUUUGGGUCAACGAAGAAGAUCAUUUACGAGUGAUAUCUAUGCAGAUGGGUGGAAAUGUUUGUGAGAUUUAUUCCAGAUUGUUACGUGGUUUAAAUGAAAUCGAAAAUAAGAUACCAUUCGCGCACGAUGACAGACUCGGAUAUUUAACUUUCUGCCCUACUAAUUUGGGCACCACUAUACGAGCAUCGGUUUUGAUCCGUAUUCCUAAGCUUUUAGCUAAAAAAGAUGUAUUAGAUGAUAUAUCGAAGAGGCAUAAUUUACAGGUACGAGGAACACGAGGGGAGCAUUCUUCGGCUGAAGGUGGCAUCGUUGAUGUUUCUAAUAAAAGACGUAUGGGUCUUACGGAAUACCAAGCGGUUAAAGAAAUGUACGAAGGUGUCAGCGAAAUUAUCAGUAAAGAAUACGAACUGAUGAAGAAAUAAAUACCAUCAUAAAGUACCCCCCUAGUUUUUAGCAUAUCAUCACUAUCCAUAUCAGCUUUUUUAUACAUUCCUUGCAUCGAAGAUGUGGUUGUGUUUUAAAUUUACCAUAGGGUUAAAUAAUAUCAUUGGCACUUGAAGUGCAUUCAUAGUAAUUAAUUAAGUACCUAUAAUUUGAAAAAUUUUAAGUUGAGUGCUUUCUAAGUCAUCUCUACAAAUUCCUAUACCUUAACUCGCAAACCAAAAUUCUAAACAUUGUUAAGUAAACGAUAAUCGUGUUAUUAAA
Planococcus citri (citrus mealybug) is the source of this 1611-nucleotide messenger RNA. RefSeq names its product Arginine kinase 1 (gene Argk1). Bases 195 to 1328 code for a protein of 377 amino acids. Lineage: Eukaryota; Metazoa; Arthropoda; Insecta; Hemiptera; Pseudococcidae. Gene Ontology annotation, molecular function: creatine kinase activity. The record is from RefSeq and is a predicted model, not a curated record. The transcript has 8 exons. Gene Ontology annotation, biological process: phosphocreatine biosynthetic process.